AUGCACCAAGGAAACCAAACAACUACCUCUGAAUUCUUCCUCCUGGGACUCACGGUAGGAUCUGAACAGCAGCUGAUUGUCUUCAUGCUGUUUCUAUGCAUUUAUCUAAUCACCAUGGUAGGAAACUUACUUGUCAUCCUAGCCAUUGUCAGUGACACUCACCUCCACAGCCCCAUGUACUUCUUUCUUGCCAACCUAUCUUUCACUGACAUCUGCUUCACAACCACGAUAGUUCCCAAGAUGUUGGCAGACAUUCACAGCCAACAUCCAACCAUCUCCUUUGAAGGGUGCCUUACACAAAUGUACUUUUUUAUGUUCCUGUUAGAUUUGGACAAUUUCCUCCUGGCAGCAAUGGGAUAUGAUCGGUACAUUGCCAUCUGUCACCCAUUACACUAUGCUACUUUACUGAAUCCCAAGCGCUGUGCCCUGCUGGUUGUGAUUCCAUGGGUUAUCUCCAGCCUUGUCUCAGUACUGCAUGUCAGUCUGCUGAGCCACUUGACUUUCUGUGAUCAGAGAGAAAUCCCUCAUUUCUUCUGUGACCUGGAACCCAUAUUAAGGCUUGCUUGUUCAGACACCAAAAUCAACCACUUGAUGAUCUUAGCCAUUGGAGGUGCAGUUAUCUUCUUCCCCUUCACUUUCAUUCUCUUAACCUAUGCUUUUAUUGGUAGCACUGUGCUUAAGAUUCCAUCCACCAGGGGAAAAUGGAAAACAUUCUCCACAUGUGGCUCACAUCUCUCAGCUGUAUCUCUCUUCUAUGGAUCCAUUGUUGGAGUCUACUUUCUCCCUUCUUCUGCCUACUCAGCACAAAGGGAUAAGGUAGCUGCUAUCAUGUACACAAUUGUAACACCCACCAUGAACCCACUUAUCUAUAGUCUAAGGAGCAAAGACACGAAAAGAGCACUGAGGAGACUAUUCAGCAGCAAAAAUUUUUUCUGGAGUUGGUGA
This is a messenger RNA of Fukomys damarensis (Damara mole-rat), 945 nucleotides long. Its product is annotated as olfactory receptor 1J4-like. Gene Ontology annotation, biological process: G protein-coupled receptor signaling pathway. Lineage: Eukaryota; Metazoa; Chordata; Mammalia; Rodentia; Bathyergidae. The transcript has a single exon. Bases 1 to 945 code for a protein of 314 amino acids. Gene Ontology annotation, cellular component: membrane. Gene Ontology annotation, molecular function: G protein-coupled receptor activity; olfactory receptor activity. The record is from RefSeq and is a predicted model, not a curated record.